Messenger RNA from Acomys russatus (golden spiny mouse), 4643 nucleotides. RefSeq names its product ankyrin repeat domain 28 (gene Ankrd28). Gene Ontology annotation, cellular component: cytoplasm; ciliary inversin compartment. NCBI's taxonomy places the organism in Eukaryota, Metazoa, Chordata, Mammalia, Rodentia, Muridae. Gene Ontology annotation, molecular function: protein binding. The transcript has 28 exons. Gene Ontology annotation, biological process: protein localization to ciliary inversin compartment. The record is from RefSeq and is a predicted model, not a curated record. Bases 1391 to 4642 code for a protein of 1083 amino acids.
AGGCAUUUCACCCUGCGGGUCUGCAGUCUUUGCUCUUCAGACUGUUGCUUGGUUGAAAUGCUUCUGCGGGACUGAUCCUGAGGUUGUGUAGAUAUUUCUCAAGGGCCUGCUCGUUUGAGGAUAUCAGCGGCAUUUUGCAAGAUCAUCUGAGGAACAGGAAAGCGUCUGAAAUCAACUGAAAAGGAUAACUGUAGCGGUUUUCACCAGGGGGAGGAAACUAUAUUGGCACAGAGGCAGAUGAUUGAAUAAAGUAGUUGGCUCCGAGAAGAUGCACAGUCUGCUGUUUUUUCCUCUGAAUGAAGACUGUCUAAUGGAAGCUGUAUUCAUGUAGAGAUCAAAGAAAAUAUUAGAGUGAUAAACUGCUUUCUUCUCUUUUUAAAAUGAAAACCCUGAAGCAGUAGCUGGAGCUCAAAGGUCUUCUGAUCCUUUUGCUGUCUGCUUGUUCCAUUAGGAUUCUCCUCUGACACCAUUUCUGCCCGGUGCUGUGCAUUUUUACCGGGCUGCCAGAAACAACUGCCUGAUGGAGAAAGAAUGGAAGCUUUGCCUUGCUUCUGUUACUGACGGGAUAAAGCUAUCUGUGUUUCGUCUAUUAUUGGGAAGUCUGGACUAAUCAACUUGUAUUCUCGUACCAGUAGUCCUAUUGUCUCCUGUUAUCUGACUCAUCACAUGUAAAUGUGCUGCAGCUUUGCUGUUAGUGCAGAGUGGUGGUUGGUUUUUGUUUGUUUUGUUUUUUCUUUUUCUCUUUCUAAACAUAGAAAGAUUUGUUAACCCCUGAGCUUCAUUUUCAGGAUUUGUGCUAAAUUCUUUCUUUUUGUUCGUUUGUUUUCUGGAUGAUAUUUGUACUAAAUCCAGUGAAGCUGAAAAAAUGAAGAUAAAUUAGAAGUGGAAACAGAAUAGUGAGAUUUUGGUUUUUAAUUUUCAGCUAGAGGCCACCCAGCGUACUUGUAACUUAUAUGACCUUGCAGACUAGAGUGGGAAUAUCUGUGACCACCUCUGUCAUAGUAGUUGUUUGUAAUUUCAUUCUUUAUGGUGUGGUGGUGUGUCACCCAAAACUGAUUGUUGUGUACAAGUAAAUUUCAGAGCUCAAUGUAACUAUUUUGAUGGAAGAAAAUAUUUUUAAAAGAACUAAUCCUACAGUUGUAAUUAUUGACACAUUGAUGUGAAACUUUUUAUAGUUUGCAGUAACCUGGCAGAAGUAGGUUUUUAUUUUUAGGAAGUUAUGUAUCAUAAUUUUAAACUUCAAUCUCUCUAAUAUUACUUACGAUAAAGCCAGCUGCACUGUUCAGAGAAUGUUUAUAAGUGGUGUACAGAAGAGGAGGAGGAACUGCUUGUGCUCUUCCCACUGUGACUUCUAUCACAUAGUCUGGAGUUUAAUGUUUUAAAAGAGCGAAUGAGUCGAGUGUGUAUUGUUGUUUUGGAGGAGGUAGAAGAUGAUUCUCCUAUAUUCAUUUCUAAGUUGCCCCAGGAAAGUGAGUCUCUACAGUCUCCACCUUCUGGAAAUGUGUUGCCGUCACUGGUGCAAGCUAUAUUUAAUGGUGAUCCAGAUGAAGUUCGAGCACUAAUAUUUAAGAAAGAAGAUGUUAACUUUCAGGACAAUGAGAAAAGAACUCCUUUACAUGCUGCUGCCUACCUUGGAGAUGCAGAAAUCAUCGAACUGCUUAUUUUAUCUGGAGCUAGAGUUAAUGCCAAAGACAGCAAAUGGUUGACACCUUUACACAGAGCAGUUGCAUCUUGUAGUGAGGAAGCAGUUCAGAUACUUUUGAAGCAUUCUGCUGAUGUUAAUGCUCGAGAUAAAAAUUGGCAGACCCCUUUGCACAUAGCUGCUGCUAAUAAAGCUGUAAAAUGUGCUGAAUCCUUGGUACCUCUUCUAAGUAAUGUGAACGUGUCGGACCGAGCAGGAAGAACUGCAUUACAUCAUGCAGCUUUCAGUGGGCAUGGUGAGAUGGUCAAACUACUCUUGUCCAGAGGUGCCAAUAUUAAUGCUUUUGACAAGAAAGAUAGACGUGCAAUCCAUUGGGCAGCAUAUAUGGGUCACAUCGAAGUAGUGAAAUUACUUGUCUCUCAUGGAGCUGAAGUGACGUGCAAGGACAAGAAGUCUUACACACCUCUUCACGCAGCAGCCUCUAGUGGGAUGAUCAGUGUAGUCAAGUACCUUCUAGAUCUUGGAGUUGAUAUGAAUGAAGCAAACGCCUAUGGAAACACACCUCUCCAUGUGGCCUGUUACAAUGGACAAGACGUUGUCGUGAACGAGCUCAUAGACUGUGGUGCUAACGUAAAUCAGAAGAAUGAGAAAGGGUUCACUCCUUUGCACUUCGCUGCUGCGUCAACACACGGAGCACUGUGUUUAGAACUUCUGGUUGGCAAUGGGGCUGAUGUCAAUAUGAAGAGUAAAGAUGGGAAAACCCCAUUACACAUGACUGCCCUCCACGGUAGAUUCUCCAGAUCACAGACCAUUAUCCAGAGUGGAGCUGUAAUUGACUGUGAAGAUAAGAAUGGAAAUACCCCUUUGCAUAUAGCAGCCCGGUAUGGCCAUGAGCUGCUAAUCAACACUCUUAUUACAAGUGGUGCUGACACUGCAAAGCGUGGCAUACAUGGAAUGUUCCCACUACAUCUGGCAGCCUUAAGUGGUUUUUCAGAUUGCUGCAGGAAACUCCUUUCUUCAGGGUUUGACAUAGAUACCCCAGAUGAUUUUGGCAGGACCUGUCUACAUGCAGCUGCAGCUGGAGGAAAUUUGGAGUGCCUAAACCUUCUGCUGAAUACUGGUGCAGACUUCAACAAAAAGGACAAAUUUGGGAGAUCUCCACUGCACUAUGCUGCCGCCAACUGCAAUUACCAGUGCCUGUUUGCUCUUGUGGGGUCAGGGGCAAGCGUCAACGACCUUGACGAAAGAGGCUGCACACCCCUGCACUAUGCGGCUACGUCAGACACAGAUGGCAAGUGCCUGGAAUACUUACUAAGAAAUGAUGCAAAUCCUGGGAUCCGUGACAAGCAAGGAUACAAUGCAGUUCAUUACUCAGCUGCCUAUGGUCACCGUCUGUGUCUUCAGCUGAUUGCAAGUGAAACUCCUUUAGAUGUUUUAAUGGAAACCUCGGGAACAGACAUGUUGAGUGAUUCAGAUAAUAGAGCAACCAUAAGCCCUUUACAUUUGGCUGCUUAUCAUGGUCAUCACCAAGCCCUGGAAGUGUUGGUACAGUCUUUGUUAGAUCUUGAUGUAAGAAAUAGUAGUGGUAGAACACCCUUAGAUCUUGCAGCAUUUAAGGGCCAUGUUGAGUGUGUGGAUGUACUCAUUAAUCAGGGAGCUUCAAUCCUCGUAAAAGAUUACGUUUUGAAGAGAACACCUAUUCAUGCAGCAGCAACAAACGGUCACUCAGAAUGCUUGCGGUUAUUAAUAGGAAAUGCAGAACCACAGAAUGCAGUAGAUAUUCAAGACGGAAAUGGACAGACACCUCUUAUGCUGUCUGUUCUCAAUGGGCACACGGACUGUGUGUAUUCACUGCUGAACAAAGGAGCAAAUGUAGAUGCCAAAGAUAAGUGGGGAAGGACAGCAUUACAUAGAGGGGCAGUUACAGGCCAUGAAGAAUGUGUAGAUGCAUUACUCCAACAUGGUGCUAAGUGCUUACUACGAGACAGCAGGGGUCGGACACCUAUACACCUGUCAGCUGCCUGUGGACACAUUGGAGUUCUCGGAGCCCUUUUGCAGUCAGCAGCAUCUAUGGAUGCAAAUCCAGCCAUAGUAGACAAUCAUGGGUAUACAGCACUUCACUGGGCUUGCUACAAUGGUCAUGAAACAUGUGUGGAACUACUUUUAGAACAGGAUUUUUUCCAGAAAAUAGAUGGAAAUGCUUUCAGUCCAUUGCACUGUGCUGUGAUCAAUGACAGUGAAGGUGCUGCUGAGAUGCUGAUCGAUACCUUAGGAGCCAGCAUUGUGAACGCCACAGAUUCAAAGGGAAGAACUCCUCUCCACGCUGCUGCCUUCACAGACCAUGUAGAGUGUUUACAGCUGCUGCUCAGCCAUAAUGCUCAAGUCAAUUCUGUGGACUCUACAGGAAAAACACCUUUAAUGAUGGCUGCAGAGAAUGGACAAACCAAUACAGUUGAGAUGCUGGUGAGCAGUGCUAGUGCAGAUCUGACUUUACAAGAUAAGAGUAAAAACACCGCCCUUCACCUGGCUUGUGGCAAGGGUCAUGAAACUAGUGCCUUGUUAAUACUGGAAAAGAUAACAGAUAGAAACCUCAUCAAUGCAACCAACGCAGCCUUGCAAACACCUCUGCAUGUUGCUGCCCGAAAUGGGCUAACAAUGGUUGUUCAAGAGCUUCUGGGAAAAGGAGCAAGUGUACUUGCUGUUGAUGAAAAUGGCUAUACCCCAGCUUUGGCCUGUGCUCCCAAUAAGGAUGUGGCUGACUGCCUGGCUCUCAUUUUGGCCACCAUGAUGCCUGUCUCAUCGAGUAGCCCACUGUCAUCCCUGACGUUCAAUGCCAUUAACCGUUAUACCAACACCUCAAAAACAGUUAGCUUUGAAGCCUUGCCUAUCAUGAGGAAUGAACCUAGCUCCUAUUGCAGCUUCAACAGCAUUGGUGGGGAGCAGGAGUACUUGUACACUGAUGCGGACGAGCUCAACGACUCCGACUCUGAGACCUACUGAA